This is a messenger RNA of Sycon ciliatum, 2489 nucleotides long. RefSeq lists its product as uncharacterized. The record is from RefSeq and is a predicted model, not a curated record. Bases 419 to 2050 code for a protein of 543 amino acids. NCBI's taxonomy places the organism in Eukaryota, Metazoa, Porifera, Calcarea, Leucosolenida, Sycettidae. The transcript is spliced from 4 exons.
CGAUUCUCAGUACCGUUUUUGAGACCAGAUGCAGGCGCUCCCAACUAAUUUUGCACGCUGCUUACCAUUGUUUGACCCCGAUGGUCGAUGUCGCUCAGAAUCUCAGACUCGGAAUCCCUGGGCGCGCAUGGGAUGCAUGGGAGCGUUUUGGGACCAGACGUUCACACGUACAUGCCGAUCUACGUGGCAUGCGGUUCAUGUUGACCCUGAUCCCGAACUAACUUAGAAGGUGCAACACAGCGUGGAUUGAGAAAUCCAGAACGUCUGGUUUCGUUUGCGACACACCAAGGGCCGGCAAGGUGCACUAAAUUAGUUGGCUUUUUGCUUUAGGCCCGACAGUGCCGAGCGAGAGAGCGUUGUGCGCAAGAUCAGCGUUCCUGUGGUGAGCAAGCGAGUUACGCUAUAUUCUCGCGUGGAAAUGAAAAUGUCGACGCUCCCCUGGGCGCUUGUCGUCCUUCACUUCUGCCUGCACUUUGCCACCGCGAGCGACCACGUGGCCGACGAGCAGGAUGCAAGCGGCGCAUCUCAACCCGUCUCGACGGUAGAGCGGACAUCUGCGACCUCAGCAAUGACGACCACCAUCAGCAUCUCGACAAAGAGCCCGCUGACAACCACAGCCGUGGCCACAUUCCCUACGCCGGGAGUUCAAAGAUCUUCUGCAAAUUCUAGAACAUCUGCUGCAAGGACUACAACAGAGCAUGGCAUUGCCAAGCAGACUACUUUUCCAACAGAUCAUCCGUCAACGGUAGUCACAACAAGUACGCCGACUUCACGAUCAAAAUCUCCUGCUGAUGUUAGUAACGGUACUUCUCCAGUCCAUACUACCCCGGUCCAUACUACCCCGGUCCAUACUACCCCGGUCCAUACUGCUCCGGUCCAUACUGCCCCGGCCCAUACUACCCCAGUCCAUACUGCCCCGGGCCGUACAGCUCCAGUCCAUACUGCCCCGGGUCAUACUGCUGCAAGCCAAAAUUCAACAACACCUAAUUUGAGUACACAUCCGACCCAUACAAGAUUCAAUUCUCCAAGCAGUCAUACUGAUUUCCAUAGUGAUGGCAGCAAAGAGCCGACAACAACUACACCGAGUACCACAAGUAUGCCAAGAGAUUUCAGCAUUGCUGGCUUCACGUUUGAGCAGAUAAAUGUUGCCACACCGCUAGCCUGCAUUGUGGAACGGCAAGAUGGCAACGAGACGAUGUGCACGAUUGCGAUGAGUAUCUGUCAGUCGCCUGCGGUAUCGGCUUGGAACCCAACUUGCGGUAUAGAGGCACUUCUAAAUGACUGCCUGCACAGGAGCAUGGCAUGGCGAGGCACUAUACUGUUUGAGGCACCAGCCAAUGAGCGAUCGAAGAGCAGGAGGGUGCCAGUCAACCUAGAAAGGUCACCUCAGAACAUCUCAGGAACUAAUCCAGUGGUGUUCGUCUUCAGCCAAUGCACCAACACGGUCACACUCUCUGACGGCAAGGAUAACUUUGAGCAAUGCGUCGAUCAACUUCACCACAGCAAGCCGGUCAACAUGCUACAAUUGUCCGAGGACCCGGUGUGGGAAGACUGCUCGUCUCCGCAAGGCCAGGCACAAAGCCGGUGCUUUGUCGACGAUUUCAAGUUCAUGGAACGCGGCGGCGAGGGCAUUGUCCUGGAGGUGAAGAAAGGCGAAGAGAGAUACCUCGGUUUCUUGAACUUGACCCACGUCAACACAUCAAUAAGCAACGGGACUGAACAGGACGCUGUAGAGGUUGUGAUGGAAGACACUCCCUGCACUGAGAGUGCCAUGACAAUGGCAUCAUCUAACGCGGCGCUUAUUGCUGCAUCUUGCGUCGGUGCCGUGGCUCUCGUUCUCAUCGCCGUGGGUCUGACCUGCCGCUUCCGCAAGCGCUGCCGGAGGCGCCACUUGCUGCGCCGCUACAUGAUGCACACAACCUCGCCCGGUGACUUCGCGGAGGCCGGCACGGAGCAGUACUUGGACCUGGACCCUGUGACCGGCGACACCGACACAACGGAUGUUCUGGACAUGCUUUCAUCCGGAGACAAGUACCAGCGACUACUCUGAUAAACAUGUAGCUGCUGUGGACUGUGGACACAUAACGAAAUUGCCUAGGUAGUUUUAAGGGAUACUAAUCCUAAUCAUCCGUGCUUGCUAUUUUCGAAAUUUCAAUUCUUUCCGACAUCUGUCAAUGAUUUGCUCAGCAGUUUGAAAAUAACAUUUCGUGCGUAUUUUUUUAACUUUGUAUUGGUACAUGUAGCUGUGCCACACUGCAAAUGAUCUCUGGUAAAGCAUGUGCCUCUUCUUUUCUCAUUCUCCCCCUCCCUCUCUCCUCCCCCUCUCUCUCUCCUCCCCCCCCCCCCCCCCUCUCUCAUUCUCUCUCUCCCUCGCUUUCUCUACCUCUAGUCACACAUUAUCUUCCACGCAUAUUGAGCGUCUCACUCUCUCCCCUGAAUGAAAAUCUCAUAUUCACAAAUUAUGGUAAUGUACACUAUGUUUUACCAAG